AUGGGGGACACCUUGAGUGACCACUCCGGGGGGACUCCCCUGGAGAAGUCGGCGGCGGACCCCUUCCUCCCGCGGUAUACGCUGGUUCGGACGCCGGCCCGGUCCCAGGGCGGCCGAUCCGGAUCGGCCGGCCCCUCGCCGGCGCUCCCGGCCAUGGAUGAAGACACAUCUCCUCCCAUGCCACCGGCUCCCCUUCUGGCUUCGAGCAUUCCCCCUUUGGCUACUUCUUCCUCGCAACUGAUGGCCUCGCUCCGCCAGGCUGAUCCCUCCCUGAGUGUAGGCCCGGCCUCGGGGGCACCGGCGCCGGGCGACCUGUCGCCAUCACGAUUCCGCGGCGGGGCAUACCUCCAGAGCCGGCCCGCUUCCGCACCGCGGCCGCCCCUCCGCGGCCAUGGGGACAUCCCCCUCCCCCACGCUGAUCGCUCCUUCCUGGCCAUUUCCGAUCGUAAGCGCGCGUUAGCCUCAUCUCAGCGUUCGCGCGAGGUCCUUCUGGAUCAGGUUAACAAGCUAAUGCAGCGCCGGGAUCACCUUGCGUCCACGGUUCGGCAGAUGCUGCUCAAGGCCGAUGCCACGCCUGAUGAUGUGGCCCUCCUGGCGGUUGAUGGGCUCCGAGAUAUGGCUGCACGGAUCGACCGCGGCGAGUGUCGGCGCUUUUCUUCCCAGUCCAGCGACGUUCCUGCCGAUGGCACUGAUGACGAUCUCAUCGGCUCGUCGCAACUCCUGUCGGAGCUGCGGAGCCGGGUGCAGGAGAAGCAGGCCCGGCUGGCUGACAUUCAGAGGCGCCUCCGUGAAGUUCAACAAUCCUCGAACACGGCCAAAGAAGCUGCUUCCGACAUUCCGGCAACCGGCAAUGUGCACCGUGCCAACAGCCCAUCCAGACGGACAUCCAUCACCCGCGGCUCGCUGGGCAGCAACUCCGCCCCGGGAGAAGCGACCUUGGCCACGGGGGGCCCGGUGACUGCAUCUCCAGCUGCUCCUGCCCGGCCUGUCGCUGCGGCACCGCCGAUCGCGGUCCCGAGCAGCGAUCAGUUGUCACCCCCGCCAAGCGCCGACGUGGCGGCCAUCGGAAUGUCUUCCCCAGUGGCGAAUGGGGCCAGCAACCAAACCACGCCGAGUCCCCCCGAUGCCCUGGCUUCUGCUGGCUCUGGCGAUGAUGCUCCUCCAAAGUCCCCGGCCUCGGCCGAGCCUGCGGAUGCUGCCCCCACCUGGCAGCCCUCCUCCGCCGAACGGAGGCCCACAGGUCGGCCGAUCCCCCUUCCGCCAGUCUCUCCCCUUCCCUCGAGCAAGCGCCCGCGCCAUGACAGUUCGCCUGGGCAGCCCCCUCGCCUGGACCGGCACUUUCACACACCCGAGCGCCCCACCCGGCCUGCUGGUUCUCUGGCAGUGAGCACCCCCCAGCCUGGCGGGGCACCCGUCCCAGGGGGGGACCUCGAUUUCACCACCCCCCGGCGCUCGCAACUCCUGUCAAACCUGCUGGCCUUCUCGCCGAUUGAGCCCAGCCAGGUGCCGGGGCCUGAUGGCAUGUCGCCACUGGACAACAUCUCCAUCCCCCUGGCAUCGUCGGAUCUCAGCCCCACGAGGGCUUCCUCCCCGAGAAGCCAGCCGCCGCCCCCGCCGGUCGCCUCGCGCCCGGCCUCGUCAUUGGCCAAACCCUUGCAGCCCGGUACUGGGUCGGGUUCGACUUCGGUCCCGACUUCGACCCCAGCUUCAGCCCGGGACCUGGGCCCCGCCUUGCCAGCACUUGCGCCCGUCAUCUCGCCGGCCCUGCAACGGCGGCUCCCGCCGACCUCCUUCCCGGGCACGGCGUCGCCACUGUUUGUUCGGCCCCGCCCGGCCCCGGCCACAUCCUUGCAACGCCGCGUCGGGUCGCUGGCGGCCGUGGUAGCCACCGCGUCCGCCGAACCCGCCUCCCCCAGUCCGAUGACUGCCCUGGCUGCCGGCGCACCAUCCGCCGCCGUCGCCGCCGCCUCCUCCUCCUCCUCCUCUUCAGAUCUUUCCCCUGUACACUCACAGCAGGACCACCGUCCAUUUGGAGAUGAUGCUGACGAUGGUCUGUAUCAGCACCCGCAGCACCCGCAGCACUCGCGGCAGCAGCAGCAGCAGCAGCAGCAGCAGCAUGAUCAUCUUCAUCAGGCUUUGAACUUCCAGACCCCAGGCCCGGCUACCCGGCGCUCGCGCCCUGGCGAGCCUGCCAGCUUGUCGGCCUUCCCCCCGAGCACCUUUGACACCGUGCCUGCUUCCCUCACUCCAGGCCACCCAUCGCUGCUGUCCACUCGCCACGGCAAUCACCACACUCAGGGCACAUUUGGGCCUGAGUUCCUGUGGGACGCCCCGGCACCUGCCCCGGGGACCCCGGUUCCGAGCCGGACACCCGGCCCUGGCCCUGUUGGCGGUGCCCCCAGGCCGGCUGCCACGUCGGAUAAUCCCUCUGUGGGGAUGAUGGGCGGGCAUGCGCCGCGCGGAAUUGCCGGCACCCCUGACCUCCGAGCGCAGCUUUCUCAUCGAGACAGAGUCGCCAUGACCGGACACUCGAUUGAUGCUCUGCGCACCCGCCGGCAGGUGGAUCUCUGGCCCGCACGGGUGGUCCUGCAGGGGCUGACGCGGCAGGGUCGCCGGCUGGGGUCGUGGGCCGGCUGA
Molecule: messenger RNA, 2637 nt
Organism: Fonticula alba
Lineage: Eukaryota; Rotosphaerida; Fonticulaceae
Exons: 5
Coding region: 1-2637 (878 amino acids)
Source: RefSeq, a predicted model, not a curated record